GGUUUGAGAAUCUGAGGGUUUACUAUGAUGACCUGUUGGGGCAAAAAGAUUCACUCUUUGGGGAAAAUGAAUACACUAUCAGAUUAAGAGUGAUUAUAAAAUUCCUGCUGUUUGUACUUUGACAUUGAAGUAUGAUAUCUGACGGACAUCUUGUGGGAGAUGGAUCAUGGAACCUGCAUGUCCAUAUUACUGAUCUGCAAGUGGAGCGAAUCCUUCGAGUCAAAGGAGACCUUCAUAUUGGAGGAAUAAUGUUAAGCCUAGUGGAAGACCUUGAUGUCACUUUGGACUGGUCAGAUCAUGCCCUCUGGUGGCCAGCAAAGAACAAAUGGUUACUGCGGACAAAGUCAACCCUUGACCAGUGCGGAGUGCAGGCAGAUGCUUUAUUACAUUUCACUCCAAUGCACAAAGUGUUGAGGCUACAGUUACCAGAUCUACGAUUUCUGGACUGCAAAGUUGAUUUUUCAGUGAAGACCUUCUCUGCUGUUGUGAAGUUAUGCAGAGAGCUAGGCAUAAGAUGCCCAGAAGAGUUGUCUUUUCUUCGUCCUCUUGGUCCAGAACAUUUGAAAAAAAACUAUCGAUUCAUUGAGUGCAGUCCAAGGCAAAGGAAUAAAGAAGGACAAGGCUCUUCACUGGGAAGUUUGAGUCUAACUUCCAGCACAUCUGAUAAAGCAGAACAAGAUCCCCAAACCUUGGGAAUGCCCAGAAGUGGUCCUGUGUGGAACAACUCUGGAUAUUCCUCCAGUAAUGGAACAUUCAAUGGAUCAUAUAUUGGUACCCAUAGUUUUUCUGGUGAUGAAAGUUUUUUAAGCCAGGACUUUCCACUUGCUCAAAGUUCUAAAACUCCAACAGAAGAAGCCAGACAAGGCCUUCUUUAUCCAAAGUCUCUUACUGAAAGGAGAUUAAAUUCAAGUUGGUUGGACUCUUCUCUCUCAUUGAUGGAACAGGAUGUCAGAGAGUUUGACAUGCUGUUGUUAAAAUAUAAACUGUUUCACUUUUAUGAUCUUAAUCCCAAAUAUGAUGCUGUAAGAAUCAACCAGAUAUAUGAGCAAGCCAGGUGGUCCAUUUUAACUGAAGAAAUUGACUGCACUGAUGAAGAAAUGAUGUUAUUUGCAGCAUUACAGUUGCAAGUACACAUGCAAGCUAAAGUGCCGCAACCUAUACCACAACCUGAAGUUGAAGAUGAUGUUGAUGCUGCCUUAAAUGACCUUCAAGUAUCUUUAGAAGGCUCUACACUCAGUGAAACAAAUGGUAACUUAACCAACAUCCCAGAGAUUUCAGAUUAUCUGAAAUUUAUGAAGUCGAAACGUUUUACUUUAAAGGGCUUCAAGCAGUGCUUCUUAUCUUUCAAAGACACCAAGCUAGCUGUAUACAAAAAUCAUGAAGAAAAUCGUGAUGAACCCUCAUUGGUCAUUGAGCUCAAAGGAUCUGAAGUUUCACCUGACGUUAGUCUUGUUCAAGAAAAGUAUGGAAUAAAGCUGCAAGUGCCGAGUAACAAAGGAAUGACAGAGUAUUGGAUCAGAUGUGACUCUGAGGAACAAUAUGCUAAGUGGAUGGCUGCAUUCCGACUGGCUUCGAAAGGGAAGACUAUGGCUGACAGUUCUUAUGACCUGGAAGUGAAACAUAUUUUAGAAUUCUUGAGUAUGCAACGACCAGCGGGUAGUCCAGUAAUUAACCCCUCACAAGUGGACAUUAACCCCGAAGACUACAUAGCUCCCAGGUUUAUCAGGAAAUGGAAAGACCGACAGGUUGUAAACCGAAUUCUGGAAGCCCAUAGUAAUGUUAAAGAUCUGAAUCUCGUUGAUGCAAAAUUAAACUUUAUCAAAGCAUGGCAAACCUUGCCAGAAUUUGGAAUUUCUUUUUUUGUGGUAAAAUUUCGGGGAUGUAAACGUGAGGACCUGUUAGGAAUUGCUCACAACAGAUUGAUGCGUAUGGACCUGAACACUGGAGACCAUAUCAAAACCUGGCACUUUAACACCAUGAAAGUUUGGAAUGUGAACUGGGAAGUUAAAGAGGUGGAAGUGCAGUUCGAAGAGGAGACCAUCGCCUUCAGCUGUCUGACUGCUGAUUGCAAGGUGGUGCACGAGUUUAUUGGAGGUUACAUCUUUUUGUCCAUGAGAUCUAAAGAUCAGAAUCAAACACUUAAUGAGGAAUUGUUUCAUAAGCUCACCGGUGGUUGGGUGUAAACACCGUGCGACUUCCAAGUGAUAAGAACUUUGUUUUUGUAAUGUUCACUAAAGAAACAACUCAGUACACACGUGUAUUUUUAAUAUCUAUGUUAGUGCAGUACAUUAUGUCACUUAUAAUGCGUUUAAAAAAGUUUAAGCAGAGAAGACUUUACUUGACUGAACACUUCUUUGGACUGUAUUUGCUUUAGAAGUUUUUGAACAAUGUUAAAAUUAAAUAUUCAACCCUUUCACUUUAAAGCUACCUACAUGUCAUGUAGGUUUUUACUAUUGAUGGCAGUGUAAAUCUGCCAAAACAAGUAGGGUCUUUUAACGUUGACCCCGUGUAGUUUUUUAUUAUGCAUUUUAAACAUUGUAAUUACUUUUAAAUUUAACCUUUUCACACAAGUUACUUCAAUUGAAAGCACGGAUCUUCAUCAUCCUGAUGAAAAUCUUUACAAAUAACUCAAAACAUCAUCCAGAAACUUCUAAAACAAAUGCAGUUAUUUGCAAAAUACCAAUUUUUCACCUAACGGUACUCUUAUAUCUGUUUUAUCCAAUAUGUAAAUGAAUGUGAUGGAAAACAGCCAGUGUGUUCUUUUAAAAAUAAUGUUUAUAUUUAUUUUCAUACAUUCUUAUCUUAAUCUAACUGAAUUAAAGGUUAUAUAAUGACUUCUGUUUUUAUACUCAUCAUAAUAUUGCUUUCAGUGUAAUUGUACACUUGUGAUUAACAUGUUCAGUUUUGAAAUAUUUUGUUUUAUUUAAUGUUAUUAUUGCUCAAGGUCAAGCAUCAUUUUAACAGUGCUGUUUGGUGAGGUGGAAUGAAUAGAUAAAUAAUUACUUAGUUUUUAUGUAAUAGUGAAAGAAUGGAAUAGGUUAAAAUAGUGAUGAUUCCAAUAAUCUUACAAAAUUACACUUCCCAUUUUUAGUUUCAUUAGUCAUAAUAGGAUGUUUUAAUAACAAUUACAUAAACUUGAUUAUUUUCUUAAUCGCCUAUUUGAUGAUAUGGGAGAAUUUGGAAACAAACUUUCUAUUAAAAAAUUUCAAAGUGUAAUUAGGCCUGUUUAUUUCUAAUGCUUUACCAGAUCUUGACAUUUAAAUUUUUAAAGAAUCGGUUUACAUGGUUGUUGUGGUAAAGAGCACAAUGGGAUGGGUAAAAAAGUGUUACAAGUUUUAAGAGAUCAAUAUUUCGUGUAUAUUUUAUGAGCAGGACAAGCCUACUUUGAAACAAAUCUACUUCCAUAAAAAUUAAAGGUAAGUAUUGGUUGUUCAUAGAUACAUUUCAAAUAAUUUCUUAUAUAUUGGAACACUUGGCUUAUCAGUGCUUUUACGAUGCCAAGUUUUAUAUUUUUAUUACUGAAAUGAAUUAUAGUAGUAUUAAUAUGGUUAAUUUCCUAUAGAGAAAUUGAACUUUAUAAGGUUUUUAUGGAUAAGCAUUCCAACAAAAAUGCUAAAUGCAAUUUACCUAUGACAAGUGCCUUAAAAGUCAGUAACUUAUGAAAUGUACUGAAAAGUAAACAUGUUGAGAGAUAGGCAACAUUAAUAUACCUAGGCAACAGCUGUCACAGUGAUUGCCAAAUGUGAAUUAAACAUUUGCUUGAAUUGUUUGUUGUUUUUUAUGUCAUGAUGCAUCUUGCUCAAGUAUAAAAUGUUUAUCAACAGUCAAGACCAAUUUUAAAGUGAUCAAUUUUUACAAAUAAAACUUUGUUUCAUGUGCAUUUCCAAUAUACCCAAUCACUGUUAUAGAGGUGCCUUUUGAAAACAUGUUACUACUUCUCUAGUCAGUCAGCAAGUUUGAAAUAUAAUACAAUCACAAUGAAGGACUUCGUUCUAGUUCACAAACAAUGGAUGAUUGGAUUAUAGUUUCAAACAUCUAGUUAAAGUGGAUUUUUUUUAUGGAAUUACAUUAAAUUUAUUAAGUCAUUACCAACCCCUACCCUUCAAAUGUUUAUAUUUAUAACUAAGUGUAAAGUCCAGAAACUGGUGAUUGGCUGGCUAAUCCAAACACUUUCUGUAAUACUUAUUUCAAUAAAGUCAGCUUUCAUGGAACGUU
Molecule: messenger RNA, 4215 nt
Organism: Limulus polyphemus (Atlantic horseshoe crab)
Lineage: Eukaryota; Metazoa; Arthropoda; Merostomata; Xiphosura; Limulidae
Product: unc-112-related protein-like
Biological process (GO): cell-matrix adhesion; integrin-mediated signaling pathway
Cellular component (GO): cell-substrate junction
Molecular function (GO): integrin binding
Source: RefSeq, a predicted model, not a curated record